Molecule: messenger RNA, 1062 nt
Organism: Brugia malayi
Lineage: Eukaryota; Metazoa; Nematoda; Chromadorea; Rhabditida; Onchocercidae
Gene: Bma-lron-3
Product: Leucine Rich Repeat family protein
Exons: 9
Coding region: 1-1062 (353 amino acids)
Cellular component (GO): membrane
Molecular function (GO): protein binding
Source: RefSeq, a predicted model, not a curated record
AUGUUCACUGUCGCAUUGUUGCAUGUAGUCCGGUUUUUUUUGGCUUUCUGCGUCUUUGGUGCAGUAGAAGCCAAGCGACAAUCUAUUUCGGAGGAGGAGGAUCCAAAUUCACGCUUCCAAUGCCAGGGAUCGCUGAGUGAUUACGCAGCUUGUCAAUGUCGAGAGCAGGACAGCGAAUUGUCUUGCAUAAAUGCUCAAUUUGUUGAUACUGAUAUUUUCCUCCAUGUAAAUAAUCUUUACAGGCACCUCCGGAAAGUGACAUUUCAUGGGAAUAACUUUCAAGAUCUUCCUAACAGUCCGUUAUUUGGACGAAAUAAACAUGAAAAUAUCGAGGUGCUGAAUAUUUCAGCAAAUUACAUUGUGAAUUUGCACUCGAAUGCACUGCGAGGAAUGCCAAAUUUAUUGGUGCUCGAUUUGAGUAAUAAUGAAAUUGUGCUCAAAGAAGAGGAUAUCAAUUUCCUGUCACAUACUCCAAAAUUGAAACAGCUGUAUUUGAGACGAGCAUUCACACUGCUUGUCAAUCGUACCGUACAGUUUUCUCUGAUGAUGCGAAUGUUCAGGAAAGCUAAUUUAGAGCAGCUAAAUUACAUUGAUCUGAGCUACAAUUAUUUUACCAAACUACCCUACAACUUACCAUGUCCAUUCCCAUCCUUGAAGUAUCUCGAUUUGCGCCAAAAUUUUCUUCAAACGAUCAAUCUUAAUACGACAUGUUUAUCCAGAAUUGAGACUAUUGAUCUUAGCAGGAAUCAUAUUCGUCAACUGGAUGAAGGAUUUCGACAAGGAAUCGGCAGAUAUGCACAGCCAAAUUCGUUGUUAUUAAGAAAUUCGUUUCAUUGCAACUGUGAAAGUAUUGAUUACAUCAAAUGGAUUCGAAGUACUGAUAAGAUUCGUGACAAGCAUCAGCUCUCAUGUCAUCGAGCCAGUCCACCUGCUUAUGCUGGAAUUUCAUUAGUUGAUGUACCGUUGGAAAAGUUAGACUGUACAGUACCUCUUACCAUAAUAUCGAAUGUGGGCAACACGAUACUCUCGACAACAUUUCUCCUUUUUGCACUGUUCUUUUGA